Molecule: messenger RNA, 1899 nt
Organism: Physella acuta
Lineage: Eukaryota; Metazoa; Mollusca; Gastropoda; Physidae
Source: RefSeq, a predicted model, not a curated record
AAGUGACGUGAUAUUAGAACUAAAAUAGUUCCAGCUGAAAUGGUAGGUGAAUGAAAGAGGUGUGUUUUUAAAACCAUUUAGAAUCAUUCACGAUAGGGAAAGAAAGGCCACUUGGAAUAGUCCUUUUCACACUACCCCUUCAUACGCUGAGGUCGCGUAAACAGUCCAUGUUGGGGCCCGGGCUAAGAGAACGACCAGCACGACCAUGGUAGGACGCGAUGCGAGGACCACCAGCACCAUAAUGAGAGGACAUGCAGUGGUGCUGCCACUUCUGGUGAUGCUGUGGUGUGCCACGCCUGUGUUUUCUACUACAUGUGAAACCAUCGCCAAAAACGGAGAAGCCGUGGAACAAAAUGUGUGUGAAAGUGAAACCAACACCGAUGGUUGCCGGAAGUUUGUUGAAUCGUUCAACUCACGUGACCUCCCCUCUGGUUACCCCUCGGGCGAACAAGCCGAGCCACCCGUGUCUAUUGACAUCACCCCCCUCAACACCUUCUAUCAGAACGGUUACCAGCCCGGCAUGAGGGUCGUCUGGCAAAAUAUGAUAGGUUCAAAGGCCAAAGGUUACCUGAUCACGAACCACAUGAAGCUCGUCAAUGGCGACGCGAAGAUCGUCUGUCGGCUCAUCAAGUUGACGCAGCAGGGCAUCCAGCAACUGCAGGCCAAAAAGCUGACUUUCAGCUUGGAUUUUCCCUACAUUGGUGAGCGGAGUAUGAACAACGUCACUGUACAUUCCCUACCGGCGCCUAAAUUUUCGGACCGAUCAAGACCCAAGUCUCUCUUAAAGAUGAUGGUGUCGGCAGGGACCUAUUACAUCGAGAGCAAAGAGCCGGCUGAUUGGAUUCCCACCUUAGCUGUCGGCGUCCAAGACCAAUCAGUCAUCGUCAAGUUCGCGCGCUCCCCGCCCUCCUACAUGCUGACCAAGUUCAAGAUCGUGUUGGAGCAGCGGUCGCCGGAUAGCCCGAUAGAUUACAUCACUGUACAGGAGAAGGAAGAGGAGCAUGGGGUUUAUAAACCAGAACUACCAGAUGCUAAAGUCGUGUUUGAAAAUGUGCUACCUGAGUUAUAUCGAAUAAGGUUGUAUGUGAUAGACCCAUAUAGGAUGAAAACUGACCAGUGCCAAUGCUGGAAAACAGAUGAAAACAUGCGAUACUGCACAAACACCUGUGGCAUUCAGCACAGCUGUCAUUUCUAUGUUGGACCACGUUGGUACGGUUUUCACUCAACCUCCAAGGCUACCCGCACCGGACUAUCCCUCGGCCAGCUGAUACCUACAGCAGCCCUGCUAACAUUAGCCUUGUUUCUGGCACCCUUCUAAGGCCUCAUUCCACGUUCCAUCAUGUGUGUUUUUUAAGCUGAGUUGCCUUAAAGUGACUCUAGAACCACAUUAGCCGUUUUCACCCCCCACUUCUCCCCCCACCCCCGAGUUGUCAGACGUCAUCACAAGACUCCUGGUCUUCUUAAAAUAUCAUCAAAGUGGCCUCCCCUGAAGUAAAAAAAAACAGUGGCCUACCCUAAACAAAACAAAACUUUAAUUUUAAAAUCUACAUCAGUUCUUAACCUCCCUGACCGCCUCCCACGCACACAUAUAACACAUCGUCACAAAUAGUGACCCCUGCCUUAGGGUUUGGGUGUGGCAGGUUAUUUAUAGACCACGCCUUGGCGGUUUUUUAGCUAUUGCUAUUUAAAACAAUGUUUCAUCGCCUCUUUGAAUAUUUAAUUCAUGAUUUAAUUUAGAACAAUAGAUUUGUUAUUUUGGAUCACUCAAUCAUUGGAAUUUUUUUUAGUUAAUAAAAUUCAAAAUUUAACAUGGCAAUACUAUUUGCUAACCCAUAUUACAAAUAUAUUUUAAAAUAAAUAUUAAAAGAAAUGUAUGAAUAAAUAAAGCUAAAGAACAUG